AUGUGGCCAUGUGGCCGGCUCUUGCCGUUCACCGCCCAUGCUGGCUGCUCUGGUAUGUGCUCGAUGGGCUGCCCUACACGCGACUUGUGGGGAAGCCGCAAGCUUCACAAGCUUGAGCCAAGGGCGGUGAUGACGGCAAUGAUUGGUGGGGUGCUGAUCGGAUCGGCGAGAAAGGGCGGUGGGCGGGUUGCCGCGGUCUGCUCCGCGUCCCCGCAACGCGACGCAAGCGCGCCGAAACAAGCGCCCCAGUCAUCAGUGCCACCAGCAAUCUACUAUCUCUACUGCCUCAGCUUCCUCGGCUUCACUAUGGGUUUGCCUCUGGGCCCUGCUCUGGCGAAGCAAGGUGUGGAUGUCGGUACCUUCACGUCGUGCUUCUUUCUGGGACAGCUCGUGGGAAACGCGGCUUUGCCGAUCUACAGUUCCCGAGUUGGGAUCGUCCAAGUGUUGCUGGGAAGCUUGGCGAUCUCCGCGGCCGCAUGGUUUUACCUAGGAUAUGCACUUCAACACAGCAUGCGGCUCCGCUGGAUUUUGCUCGCCCGCAGCAUUGCCGGCUUCGGUUGUGGCAUUGUUCCAGUUCUGAGAUCUUUCUUGGCCAGAACCCUCCCUGACAAAGAUCGGCUUUCCACGAGUUUGGCAUACGGAGAAGCUGCUGCGCAAGUUGCCUUCACGCUUGGGCCCUUACUAGGGGGUGUGGUUGCCGACUGGUUUGGCCUGAACGCUCCCUUCUACUUCAUGGCCUUGCUGUGCGCGGGAGGCGCUGUGGCAAGCCUUUGGGCCUUCCGUGAGCAACGGCUUCCAGCAAGACAGCAGAAGCAAAGAGAGGAACACCGAGCCCCAGACGCAAGCCAGCGUGCUAUUUGCUGGAAAGCAUGGCGGACCAUGGGAGUCUCGUUGGUACUCUCCUCGGUCAGGUUCUUGCUGAACCUUUUCAUACCGUUCAUGCUGCUUCGGCAGUUUGCCUUCUCUGCCUCGAUGCUGGGUGGAGCCCUGUCGCUGCUUUCGACGUUCAUCUUCUUGUGCCAAGUGGUGCUGGUGCAGCCCCUGCAGAAAGCCUGCGGAGCCGACCUGACCUGCGCGAUAGGCAUCCUGUCGAAGGCCACUGCUCUCGCCGUGCUGGGUGCGAAUCCUGCCUUGAUAGCUCCGGCGUUGGUUCUCUACGCCUUUGGCCUCGCCUUGGCCUUUGCAUCACUGCCGGGCGUGGUGGUAGUUGCAGCCCCUGAGGCUCGCUGCGGCCGGUUUCUGGUGCUCGAGGCAUCCAUCUCGAGCUUUGCGAGGAUCACCUCCCCCUUGGCCAUCGGCAUGUUGCACUCGCCCGGAGCCUUUAAUGUACUGACCGUGCUCCUGGUUUCCAGUUCCGCCCUUCUCUUGUAA
Symbiodinium natans is the source of this 1371-nucleotide messenger RNA. Lineage: Eukaryota; Dinophyceae; Suessiales; Symbiodiniaceae. The record is from the annotation of a GenBank genome assembly.